Solanum verrucosum is the source of this 1624-nucleotide messenger RNA. RefSeq names its product protein PMR5-like. Gene Ontology annotation, molecular function: O-acetyltransferase activity. The record is from RefSeq and is a predicted model, not a curated record. NCBI's taxonomy places the organism in Eukaryota, Viridiplantae, Streptophyta, Magnoliopsida, Solanales, Solanaceae. The transcript has 5 exons. Gene Ontology annotation, cellular component: Golgi apparatus. The coding region runs from base 38 to 1318 and encodes 426 amino acids.
UCCCAUUCCCUCCCUUGCCCAUGCCCCUUUAUAUAAUAUGGUACAUGCAUUAAUAGUAAGUAAUAUUCUUUCUUUCACUUUUCCUCUUUUCUUUUCUUCUCUUUGUUCUUUUGAAUUACUUCCAAUGAAUCUCAUCUCUUCUCCAAAAUUUUCUUCUUCUUCAACUAAAUCAUUUUCCUUUAGAUUUCUAUUAUGUCUUUUUUUACUAAAUUUUUUUUGUGUACUUUCAUUUGCAAGUCUAAGGAGCCAUCAAUAUCAACAAAAUCAUAAAAAGCCAAUUAUGAUUUUGGCAAAUUUAACAUCAUGUUCUUUGUUUAUGGGUAGUUGGGUUUAUGAUGAAACUUAUCCAUUGUAUCAAUCUUCAUCUUGCCCAAUUAUUGAUUCACAAUUUAAUUGUCAAAUGUAUGGAAGACCAGACACUGAUUACCUCAAAUAUAGAUGGAAACCAACAAAUUGUGAAAUUCCAAGGUUCAAUGGUCUAGAUUUUUUGUUGAGAAUGAGAGGGAAGACAAUAAUGUAUGUUGGAGAUUCAUUAGGAAGAAACCAAUGGCAGUCAUUGAUUUGUAUGAUUUCAGCAGCUGUCCCACGAGGAGCUCAAACACAAUACAUCACGGGUGACCCUCUCUCUACUUACAAAUUCUUGGAUUAUGGAGUGUCAGUGUCAUUUUACAGAACACCAUAUUUAGUAGACAUAGACUCAGUGCAAGGCAAGAGAAUUCUGAAAUUGGAUGAUAUAACUAAGAAUUCCAAUGCUUGGAGAGGUGUUGAUGUCUUGUCUUUCAAUACUGGCCAUUGGUGGACUCACAAAGGGGCUCUUCAAGGGUGGGACUAUAUGGAUUUAGGAGGCAAAUUGUAUCAAGAUAUGGAUAGGCUAGUGGCAUUAGAGAGAGGCUUGAGGACAUGGGCAAGAUGGAUUGAUGCUAAUAUUGACAAAAGUAGAACAAAACUCUUCUUUCAGGGUAUUUCACCUACACAUUACAACCCAAGCGAUUGGACCACCGGCACGUCGACCGCGUCAUCAGCGAGAACGUGUUACGGUGAGACCGUGCCGAUGACGGGCACGGCAUAUCCGGGCACGUUCCCGGAUCAAAUGGGGGUGUUGAAUGAGGUAAUAAGAGACAUGAACAACCCUCCAUUUAUUUUGGACAUAACAUUUCUAUCAGCUAUGAGAAAAGAUGCACACCCUUCUAUCUAUAGUGGUGCACUCACUUCAGAGCAAAAGGCAAAUCCUGAUCACUCUGCUGAUUGUAGUCAUUGGUGUCUAGCUGGAUUGCCUGAUACUUGGAAUCAACUAUUUUACACUGCCCUUUUCUUCUAGGCAGUUAGCAUUUGUCACGAAUCAUGAAUAGAAAAGACAAAUCUUGUAUGAUACAUCAGAUUCAACUGAACAAGUAUGAAAUCCUUAGUGCGCUUGAUACCACAUGGUGGCAAUUGGUGCAAAUUAUAUUUAGGGAACACAUAUUUCACAUCUACUAAGAUCAAACAUGUACUUGAGUAAAAUUUUAUUUUCUAUUGGUGUAAAUGUUUUUAAGAAAAAGUAUCUUGUUCAUUUUGUAAUUAUUCACUUUUUGUUGGUCCAUUUUAUUGAAUUUUGGUUAUAUGAUCCAAAUCCAUUUCAAUGUCA